UGCUCGUGAAUCGCAGUUGAUCACUGAAUUACCCGACGAGCCGGGAUACCGAUACACGUACAUGUGUGUGUACACCUGUAUAUGUAUAUAUCCGUAAAUAUAUAUACAUAUAUGCAUGUAUAAAUAAAUAAACAACCAAAUAAGUAAAUAAAUAUUUCUUGUUGUUGCUUACCGGUUUCGAACGACCGGUCGCCGAUUCGACUUGCACCAGUAUAGAAGAAACUCGUCGAAACUUAUCGAUCUUAGCCGCACUGAUUUCCGCAAACGGCGAUUUAACCAUCAGGUCAUUUUUACAGAUCGGUAAAAAUCGAAAUACGUUAUUUUACGUUAGUUAUAAUACCAGAUCCUUAAUUCGGCCACACGUGAACGUAUAUUUCGGAUAAUAAUAUACGACUGCGCCGAUUCAAAGACCUGCUCGGUAAACUUGGAUUUUGGACAACCGAUUCUACCCAUUUCUGUAUCCGGCGAUCUCGGACGAUAAUUAACGAUGGACCAGGUAGUCAGGAUGGUGGUGGACGCCUAUCGGGACCUAAUGGACAACAAAAGUGACCCGAGAGUUAACGGUUGGUUCAUGAUGAGCGGUCCAAUGCCGACGGCGUUGAUAUGCAUCACCUACGCCUACUGCGUCAAGGUGCUUGGACCUAAGCUGAUGGAAAACAGGAAGCCGAUGAAGCUCCGGAAGGUUUUAAUUUUCUACAACCUCUUCCAAGUCAUAUUCUCCUACUGGCUCUUCAAAGAGUCUCUUGUUGCCGGAUGGGGCGGUCAUUACUCCUUCAGAUGUCAACCGGUCGAUUAUUCCAACAACACGUUGGCCCUCAGAAUGGCCCACGCGUGUUGGUGGUACUACAUAUCCAAAUUCACGGAAUUCUUCGACACGAUAUUCUUCGUGCUUAGAAAGAAGAACGAACAGGUGUCGACCCUCCACGUCAUUCAUCACGGAAUAAUGCCGAUGUCCGUCUGGUUCGGGCUGAAAUUCACGCCAGGAGGUCACAGCACGUUCUUCGGUCUGCUCAACACCUUCGUUCACAUAGUGAUGUACUCCUACUAUCUGCUGGCCGCUCUCGGUCCCCAUAUGCAGCCUUACCUCUGGUGGAAGAAGUAUUUGACGACCCUGCAGAUGGUCCAGUUUGUUCUGGUUAUGGUACACGCGUUCCAGCUGCUCUUCAUCCAGUGCAACUACCCGAAGGCCUUCGUUUGGUGGAUCGGAAUGCACGCCGUGCUCUUCUACUUCCUGUUCAGGGACUUCUACCAGCAGGCCUACGUCAAGAAGUCACGCAACGUCGCCAGGACUGACGAUUCCAACGACGCGAAGCUACAGAACGGCAAAGUUCAGGACGGCGAGGGUAUCCUGAAGAACGGUCUGCAACUCGGCGCCGAUAACAAGGACGAGAUAUACGCCGGCAAGUACAAAAUGGCGACAGGCUACAUUUCCGGUAACGGAUUGAGGAACAGAGUCUUCAUAGACAAUAGGAGCAUCAGCGAAUAGAUGCGGCGAGACUUUAUACACUACUUAUAUGCCGAUAUAAAACCUCUUGCCAUUACGGAUCGAGGUCACCGAUCCUUUAUU
Diprion similis is the source of this 1567-nucleotide messenger RNA. RefSeq names its product elongation of very long chain fatty acids protein AAEL008004-like. Gene Ontology annotation, biological process: sphingolipid biosynthetic process; fatty acid elongation, monounsaturated fatty acid; fatty acid elongation, saturated fatty acid. The record is from RefSeq and is a predicted model, not a curated record. Gene Ontology annotation, molecular function: fatty acid elongase activity. The transcript has 4 exons. Bases 488 to 1486 code for a protein of 332 amino acids. Gene Ontology annotation, cellular component: endoplasmic reticulum membrane. NCBI's taxonomy places the organism in Eukaryota, Metazoa, Arthropoda, Insecta, Hymenoptera, Diprionidae.